CUGCAGGCUGCAGUCAAGCACCUCCUGCCCGAGAUCAAGCCUCAGGACGCCAGCAAGCUGUGCGUGGUCAUCGACUUGGACGAGACGCUGGUGCACAGCUCCUUCAAGCCGGUGAACAACGCUGACUUCAUCAUUCCGGUGGAAAUUGAUGGUAUCAUGCACCAGGUGUACGUGCUGAAGCGGCCGCACGUGGAUGAAUUCCUGCAGCGCAUGGGAGAGCUGUUCGAGUGCGUGCUCUUCACUGCCAGCCUGGCCAAGUAUGCGGACCCCGUGGCCGACCUGCUGGAUAAAUGGGGGGCGUUCCGUGCCCGGCUCUUCCGCGAGUCUUGCGUCUUCCACCGGGGCAACUACGUGAAAGACCUGAGCCGCCUGGGCCGCGACCUGCGCCGCAUCAUCAUCGUGGACAACUCGCCCGCCUCCUACAUCUUCCACCCCGACAACGCUGUGCCGGUGGCCUCGUGGUUUGACAACAUGGCAGACACGGAGCUGCUGGACCUGCUGCCCUUCUUCGAGAGACUCAGCAAAGUGGACGACGUUUACACAGUGCUCAAGAAACAGCGGACUAACAGCUAGUGGUGCCCCAGCGUGGCUGGCGGUGGUGGCCCGGUGGCAGCCUCACUGGGGGACUGUGGGCGUCCCGGUGUUCCCCCAUCACCACCCCAUUCCCCGCUGCGAUGGUCAUGGUGGGUGCUCCACGCAGAAGGGGUGCCCGGGGGUGACCCUCUGGGGACGUGUUUGGAGGGGU
Meleagris gallopavo (turkey) is the source of this 745-nucleotide messenger RNA. NCBI's taxonomy places the organism in Eukaryota, Metazoa, Chordata, Aves, Galliformes, Phasianidae. The record is from RefSeq and is a predicted model, not a curated record.